Pyricularia grisea is the source of this 2667-nucleotide messenger RNA. RefSeq lists its product as uncharacterized. The record is from RefSeq and is a predicted model, not a curated record. Gene Ontology annotation, cellular component: nuclear periphery; anaphase-promoting complex. The transcript has 7 exons. NCBI's taxonomy places the organism in Eukaryota, Fungi, Ascomycota, Sordariomycetes, Magnaporthales, Pyriculariaceae. Gene Ontology annotation, biological process: anaphase-promoting complex-dependent catabolic process; positive regulation of mitotic metaphase/anaphase transition; protein K11-linked ubiquitination. Gene Ontology annotation, molecular function: protein binding. The coding region runs from base 281 to 2662 and encodes 793 amino acids.
AACAUAUGUAAAUCGCUCACAAAAUUCGAUCCUCUAAUUUGGGCUUAUAUUAUCGCUCAUCUCAGAGUGGAAUUGCCACAUAAUUUUGAAAUCAUAACACAAAAACUUCCAACGACAAGAUUGGUGGGGUCAGGCUCACUACCUUACCUAUCUAACUUACCUUGACUUCCAACAAGGGGAGUAAACAGGUCUCUUGUUUGAUAUGGAUUUGGACCUGUAUAGCUGCUUAGAUACCCGUCUAGCUCUUACCGGGCCCUAGGAGCAGCCCACGGUAUCUGAAAUGGGCUCUAAAUCACAACAACCCUACGAGCUGCCACUUUAUAGUGCAAGCAUCCUUCCAGCCCCAGUCUUACCAGAAAGACUUGCGUGCUCACCUACCCUUGAUCUGCUUGCUGCAGUCGAUCAGGAUAAUGCGCUCUUCAUUCGCCGAGCCAACGGCGAGCAGGUAUCCAAGCCUGCAAAAAGGCCGGGCGAAGAAGUUCUGGCCUUGAGAUGGAAACCCGACGGUCAAUAUGUUGCCGCAGCAUGGAGCGAUGGUACUGUCCGUCUUAUGGGCAUUGAAUCCACCAAGACUCUUCACCAGAUAACUCGUCAUGACGAUGGCCAGUCGAAGAUUGAGUAUCUGGGUUGGUCCCGGAAUUGGACUGGCAAAACUCACUUACGCUCUCGCAAGAACCAUUCUGUUGCUGCGGGAUGGGAUGGAAUGCUUUCUGGAGCCUUUGAUGAUCUCAGUCUGGAGGAGCAAAAGGACGUUGUGGACUUUCCCCGCGAGAUCACUUUCUUGGAGAUUGAGACAUCUUUACCAAAGAUCAGUCCGCUCCCGGUAUCCGGCGGUACAGGUGAUGACACAUUUGUGUUCUCAUCCCGAGCCUCUUUGGAGUUUGUAUUCCGCGAGUUCAAGCCUGAAGAUGCAGACCAGGUUGACGUCAUGAUCAUUGGUAUGGUUGACGGAACCAUGCGACUCACCAUCUACGACACCUUUGAUGUAGGCGUCUUCAAGUACUCAGUCCCCAUAGGAUGCAAACCAUGGGCCACCGCCAACACGCCUCCCCUUCGGCUUCUUUGUCAUGCUGCGCACCCAGCUGUGUCUACUCACUCACUCCUCCUCAGUAAACAGGGCAGCACGACUGUUGACUCAGUCUACCUUGUUCCAAUGGAUCUGCAUUUUGUCUACUCAUCGCCGAUCAACCUGUCCCUACUUGCCUCCAAGGUGACUAUAUUGCAAAAGCUUUUGCGGUAUAUCCACCAGGCCCAGGCGCAUAUGGCUUCCGAGUGGACUUCGACACGAGAGCUACCUUCUAGGUUCCUGGCAAAUGUACAAGAGGAUCUCAGGGAGGCGCCCGAAGGCCCAGUCGAUGUCAUACAGGCCCUGUACCAUACAGUCCUGACUGGACACGCCAGUCCGAUUUUGAAAGAGUGGCUGGUUGAUAGUGUUGCCGAGCGUGGUCACAAACGGUGGGAUAAGGCCGUGACGUCUGGCCUGGAAAACCUUCGUUCAUUGAUCCACGAGAAUAUGCUCCCGGCCCUGGAGCGCUGUGCCAUCAUUCUUGCUCGUCUCCUUGGGAUCGCCCGCUUCCACGAUGGCGGGAGGACCGAAAUUGGAUUUUCUGCAGCCAAGAUCACACGGCUGAUCGAGAUCGUCUCGUGCUUGACGCUCGUGUGCCACAAAGUACUCAACCAUGUCAUGGAUGAGUUUGAGCUUUUCAAAAUCUUCUCCACAUGGCUACGCUUUCAGAUCGACAGGAUGGCAACAACUAGCAUGACUGACGAACUUUCAGAACGAGAAGCCACUAUGGAUAAUGGCAAAGUCCUUCAAUACAUCUCAAAACAUCUCACUAAAAGUCCUGCGGCCAUUUAUUUUGGCGGAAAGGACGAUGUCAAUUUUGGCAAGGAUCAAGAACGCAUCGACGAUGGUGUACCACUACUUGAUCUUCUUGACACACAAAUUCGUCGGGCAGAGGACAACCUGUCACACAUGCAAGCUUUCCCGAGGAUCGACUUUUUAGUAUUAUAUCUGAAGAACAAAGCGCAGAGUGUAUUCGAUGAUAUCGCCGAGGCUGAGAGGAGAAGCGUACGGUUCGGCACACCUACAUCACUGGCAAUAGGUGGGCUGAUUCGCAAACACGAAAUGCAUGUUUGCCCACUUUACCAUCAGAACUCCGUUGAUGGACAGACGUACACCGCCAUGUCCUCCCAAGAGCGACAGAACGAACUGCAUAUAUUCCGUACCAAGAUCGGCAUAAUCAACGGCAUCAGCAGCACAGUCAUCACAGACGUGUACUCCGUAGCCUUGACUGGAGGAAAGCUGGUGGACUUUGGCUUUUUGAACGCAGAUGUGCUUCUAGUGCUAUGGCAUCCUGAUGGAGCACUGCCUUUCUUGCUCCGCGUCUCGCUCAAGUCACCUGGGGGUGGCGUCUACAUCCCCUACAAGGAAGGAACUGCACCUGUUGCCACUGAAAUGAGCGUUGAACACCUUAUGGGGGCCACAUCCAGGCUCGAGGUCUCUGAGCAGGCCCAGAGUAGCAAAUUCACGCCGGUGUGGAUGGAGAUCAAGGCGCCCAGCAAUGUCAGGGGCAAGGUGCCAGCCAGAAUUUGCUUAUUGGGGAGGGACAGGAGUACUUAUAAGGUGUUUGCUCUACCGGACGAGUUCCAUACGGGCUGACACAG